AUGUUCCACUACGUUCCUGUUUGUAAAGAUAAAGAUUGCAAUAGAAAUUGUGAAGAUAAAAACAAUAACAAAGAUUGUGAAAAAGAUGAUAAUGAGAAAGGUAAAGAAUAUUGUGAUGAAAAUGAUGAUAAUGAAGUUAAAAAAGUUUGUGAAAAAGAUGAUAACAAUGAUAGUGGAUCAGAAAUUUGUAGAAGGUUUGUAUAUUCUAUUGCUAAUGAAAAUUUUAGAUAG
Messenger RNA from Dentiscutata heterogama, 231 nucleotides. Lineage: Eukaryota; Fungi; Glomeromycota; Glomeromycetes; Diversisporales; Gigasporaceae. The record is from the annotation of a GenBank genome assembly.